This is a messenger RNA of Folsomia candida, 1005 nucleotides long. Its product is annotated as ectin. The transcript has 2 exons. NCBI's taxonomy places the organism in Eukaryota, Metazoa, Arthropoda, Collembola, Entomobryomorpha, Isotomidae. The coding region runs from base 348 to 908 and encodes 186 amino acids. The record is from RefSeq and is a predicted model, not a curated record.
CAUGAAUCCAUGGUCGUGGUUUGGUUGGACUGGAAUCAAUUCAACAUUCAUAAAUAUACGGGGCACGUAUACAUACAGUUAUAUAUUUAUCACUCUAAAAAUAGAUGAUCUUGUGAACUGACACACCAAUUUUUUAGUUAACCAACCAUGCAUCUUGGUGAAUCACUUAUUUUUAAGAAUUCAAGGAAACAGCAUUGUAAUCUGUUGAUUUUGCAGAUAUUAAGUAAUCAAUAUUGCACUUUUAACUGGAACGCUUCACGUCGUCAUUUUGCAAAAGAGCGUCAUUGAACAGAAAACAAAUUAAAUUAAAUUAACUUGUGCAUAAAAUAACUGUUCAAACUUGGAAAAUGAAUCUCAGACCUUCCACUAUAUUCAUCCCACUUCUAUGCAUUUUCACCUUCCUUGUGCUAAUUUCCGCUGGACGGAUAACCGCUAAUCCACCCACCGUAGCCGUAGGGGAUACCGGUUACUACUUAAAAGUGUAUAAUGUUAUUAACAAUUUUCGGUCGAAACAUGUCUCACCUUCGCUCAAGUGGAAUAGAACGUUGAACGACAUCGCGGAAACCUUGGCCCUUCAAAUGGCUCGUGACGUGAGUGAACCAGACCCUGAAGACAUGGAAGGUGUCAACUACUUCGGCAUCAAGGGGGGACGACCCUCCGCAAACUUGGUCGUUCAGCGGUGGUACAACGAAUCCGCUUCGUACGACUACACCCACCCCCACUAUGACACGAGCUGCUUGAAUUUCACCCAGCUCGUUUGGAAGUCGUCGACCGGGGUGGGAAUCGGUGCCGCCACGGUGGGGAAUUUCAGCGUCGUUAUUGCAAAAUUUGUCCCAUCUGGAAACCUGCAUGGAAAAUUUAGGCAGAAUGUGAUCCCUCCGAGAUUAAGCGUGCCUAUGAUGGCUUGAUUUAAAAAUUUUGAUUUUCUUUGUACCCCAUGUCAAUGCAGGUUCAUUGCAUACUAAUUUUAAUUUAAUAAAUUAUUUUGAGAGUGCUACAUAAGAA